UAGUUAUUUUUAGAAUGAGUUUGUACUGGAAAAGGAAGCAGAGAUGUACAGUACCUACGUUACUUACACACUAUAAAUCCACUAUAGUAAUAUUACCAUCUCCUGCUUAGCUACUAGAGAGUCUAGUUACUAGACUAGAUCUAUUUGAUGAAAAAUGUAUUGUUGCAAUUAACGAGCUGCAGCUUUCGACAUGGAUUUAAUAUUCUUGGAUUACAUUUGCAAAAGAAUUUAUUUAGGAAUACAAUUUAUGGAUCUACAAGAAAGGAAUCAUCAUCAUGUGCAACAGUCGUAGACCAAUUUGUGUCCAAACAUUAUCAUUGUAAAACAGUUUUACUGUUGUUACAAGUGUUGUCGGCUGGACGUACACCGGGAUUCGUUAAUAAUAUUGCUUUGUUCAGUAAUAUUAGAAACUAUUGUUAUUUUACUACAGCUUCCAAAACUAACAAUUUGAAAAAUAUAUUUAUUAACAUGGAAGGAGAUACUACAAAAGCCAUGUUAGUGACGGCAAACGUUGGCUCAAUUUUUGAAGAGCCGGAAACAAUGUUUCCUUCAUGGUUAUCAGCAUUCUAUCAGUGUCUGAAUGUGAACCAACCUUCUAUAGUAGCCCUACAUUGCCAAGAAGUAGGAGGGAAAAACUAUGAGGCUUCAAUGCAACAUGUCAAUCAUUUUAUUAAGACUUUGCUAGCAUGUGAGGAACUACAGAAGUAUGACAGAGCCAGGAUUAUCUUAGAUGAGGAUUACACUGCUUCAGAUAAAUUUACUGCAUUGGGAAGUUUGUAUUUCAUUCAUCAAGAUGUCCCAAACGUUUUGAUAUGGGAUUUUGUAGAUUGCAAGUUUAUAGAGGUGGAAGGUAGAGAGGUUUUAUCUGGCAACAUUGAAAAUGUUCCUAUCAAAGAAAAAGCGAAAUUCCCACAGCAUUUUUUCCCUGAGUUUAAAUGGUCAAGGAAAGGUUUUCUAAGGACAAGAUGGAGUGUCAAUAACUGUAUAUUUGAUUUGGUGAACAUUCACCUGUUUCAUGAUGCUAGUAACAUAGUGGCCAUGCAGUCAAGUCCAUCUGUUUAUGCAGAGAACAGACAAAGGGCAUUACUACAUACAUUACAAAGAUUUGAAAAUGAUAAAUACAGCAAAGUUCCACUUUUUAUCUUUGGAGACUUUAACUUUAGACUGGAUUCUAAUCUAUUAAUUCAAGAACUGACCAGUAAAUUAGUAGCCAAACAAUUUAGAGGUAAAAAAGAUCAAGUGAAUAAAAUAGAAUACACAGAGGAAGGCAAUGGAAAGGUUCUUCUGACUAUUGGAAGUAAAAGUUUUGAUUACUAUGAGAAGCAUUCUGAUUUGUUUUCAAAUAUGAACAAAUGGCUUCAUCAGUAUGAUACUGAGUUCCAGGCUUACAGGGAGCAGCUCAUGGAGUUUGAAAUCUCUUUCCCACCAAGCUAUCCUUUUUGUGAGAAUGUGAAAGAUGGUGUUUCUUACAUGAAGACUAGAGUCCCUUCCUGGUGUGAUAGAAUCUUGUUAACUCAUUCUGCCAAGGACAUCAUAGUGCAGGAUCUGUCCCACCCUGUUGUCUAUGAUAUUAUUGGAAAAGAAUCUUGUAUGGGAGACCAUAAGCCUGUCUAUUUGUUUUUUCAUAUCAAACCUGGCAAAGCACCUACUCCUAAAGCUGAAUUAUCUGCCCUACCAGGUACAAGUGACAUCAUCAUUCCCAGCACACAGGUCAAGAUCUCCGAGGUGGACACAACACGCUACAUACACAUUCGGCAAGGUGAAAGUUCAACCCGUGUUUUCAGAGAAACAUCUGUAUGACCAAUAAUUGGCUAGCUGUCCUAGCUUUACAGAAUACUCUCCCAUUGAUAGAUUUGUCUUUAUGUAUAGAGGUUGAAAUCCAGUCUUCUUGUGAUAUUUUUAGCCUUUGUAUAUUUUUUUUUUUUUUUUUUACUAUAAAUUAAGUGCUAGAGAAAUAGUUUUUCUUCUUAUUAUUAUGUAUACAAAUAUAUAUAUAUAUAUUGGUUUUAUAUUUCUUUACCUAUGAAAUACAACUUUUUUUUUUUUUAGCUUACUUUCAAAAUGAGUUUAGGCAAUUGACUUCUGUAUUGUCCCUGUAAAUAUUCUCAUCAAAAUCUGGUGAUAUCAAAAGUACAAUUAGAGAGUUUUGAAAACAAGAAGGUCUCUCCAGACUUCCUGUAUCUACCUCUUGUUUCUGUUUGUGUUCCUUCAAUUGGGCAUAAUAGUGACAUUGCAUAUGCAGUCAUACUAGCAUAAUCCAGACUUCAUAGAUCUUUUUUUUUUAAAUUUCUGGUAGUAUCUUGUCAGCAUUGAAUGUGUGUUUUUUAUGAUUAUAAACUAACUAGCUGCAGUGAUACAAUAUUUGUAUCUUUGAACUUAACAUUGUCCAGUGGGUGACAUGAGGUCAUGUGACAUUGUCCAGUGUGUGACAGGGGACAUGUCAUAGUCCAUUGUGUGACAAGUCACGUGACAUUACCCAGUGUGUGACAGGGGACAUGUCAUAGUCAGUGUGACAAGUCAUGUGACAUUGCCCAGUGGGUGACAGGGGAAAUGUCAUAGUCCAGUGUGUGACAAGUCAUGUGACAUUGUCCAGUGUGUGACAGGGGACAUGUCAUAGUCCAUUGUGUGACAAGUCACGUGACAUUGUCCAGUGUGUGACAGAGGACAUGUCAUAGUCUAGUAUGUGACAAGUCACAUGACAUAGUCCAUUGUGUGACAGGGGACAAUGUCUUUGGUAAAUUAUUUGCUCAUUCUAUGUUCUGCUAUAACACAAAUUUUUUUUUAAGUCCUAAAAAACAAAUUAAUUUUAUUUCAUUUUGUUUCAACCCCCCUUCUUAAACAGUUGACAAGAUAGAUCUUUUAAAAAUGAACAGUUUGUAAUCAUAUUCCAAAGUCUUGCUUAUUUAUAACUUUCUUGUCAUGGAAAAAAGUGCUUAUUCUAAAUAACCAGUUCUGAAUGUUGAUCAUUUGUUUGUUUGUUAAGUACCUGGGGCUCACAAGACUUGCGGAAAGAACACUGACAUGCUAUUUAAUAUGCUUACAAAAAUGUCUUGUCCAGAUUGUUGUUAGCUCAAAUCAGUUGUCUCGCUUGAAAGUAUUAAUCUUGGGACACUAAGAUCAUAGUUUAGUGAUUGGUAUUAGCUGCUCUCUAUGCUGCUCUCUGUAUAAACUAAUAAUAGAGCUUGUCUUCAAGUGCAAAGUAGAGGAGUACAGUAUUUCCUGUGACCACACAGUCCUAACCAUCUUCAGCAGGUGUUACAUUUAUGUUUUCUAUUAGCCAUCUACUCAUGUCUUUGGCCAAAACUUUUCUUUUGGUCCCAAAUGUGUAUCCUAUGGCCUUUCUAAGGGAUAUCUUAAGCUGUCUCAUUUCAGAAGCCAUAUGUUACCAAGUGUUUCUGUUAUACUGUUAUCCCCACCCAUGUUCUUUGGUCAUAUUUUAAACUAAGCAUGCAGCAUGCUUGUUGAAAACCAUUGAUGUGAGAAGGUCUACCAACAAGUAACUGGUCAGUAGGAAAGAAAGGUAAUUGAGCAAGCAGGGGCAAGGAAGAGAGCUCUACUCUCUAAUGACCAGAAAAGAGAAGAUUGAUUAAGUUCUGUCACUUAAUUGAAGCCAAGGCAUUCAGGACCCUCAGGACAGCUUGCAUCAUCAUGCUAAAUCAAUCAGUAGAUCAAAUAGAUCUGAAAGAAAUAAUCCAAGUUUGUACACAAUUGUCUUAUAUACUCUGAAGAGCAAUAGUUACAAAUGUGGAUCAUUGGUUGCUUGUGAUUGUAUAUAGUACAAAAAUAUAUAAGAUUGUCUUAUGACUUGACAUUAGUGAGAUACUAAAUGAAUGAUGUGUGAUCUUAUAACUUUUGUAUUUAUUUAUUAUAGAACUUGAUUUCAAUGUAAUUUUUUUAUUGUUAUUAUUUAUUGUUUGUAUACAUUGUUUUAAUCCUGGGUAAUUUUUCUAUGUAUUAUAAAAUUAAUAUUGACAAUUAAAAAGUUUCUCAAUAAACAUAAACAUUUAUGAGAUCAGAAAUUUGGUGAGGGACCCAUCGUAUAUGUCAUUGUUUGACUAUCUCUUCACACUAAAGACAUCUGGUCUCUAAGUACUGUUUCUUUAGUUGCCCUCAAAACUAUAUCAUUUACAAAGAUUGUUAGUUAAAUUUUGUCACAUAGCUCAGUAUUUCAAAACAUUACAUGUGGCAUUUACUCCAAUGUUGCUCAUAAUGGGAUAUUAUUGACUGUUUUCUAUUGAUAUGCGAUUCAUGCCUACAUAAUUGUAUUAUUAUUAAACAUUGUCUUCUUGUGCUGAGAUAUCAUCAGCAACAUACUGAGAUUGUAGUGCUUCAAGGGUUGGUCUCUACAGCAGUAUGCUUAAGUGUUCAUUCCUGAAUACUGAGUGCAUUGACUUCACCGGGGAAGGCACCCUAGUAGACAACCUUGUCAAUAGUAUACAUUAUAAGAGAUCAUUGUAAUAAUAUAUUGUAUACACUUAUCAAUUGUAUUAUACUGUCAACAUUAAUCUUUGUAUUGUAUUUCCUCAUGUGCAAUAAGUAUGCCCUUGGUAAUUAGUUUAGUCAUCACUUGCUUUUAGUUUGACUUGUUUGUCUAUCUCACCUAUUGGUUAACAGCUGUUACCUUUCUAAACAUUAUCAAUGUAUGCAUGACUCUUUCUCCUACCUUGGCUUCCAGUAGAGAGUCUCAAUGAAUGGCAUAAUAAAAGUGUAGCAGUAAUUCAUCAUGUCCAAUGAUAGGGUCAUCUCUUCUGGGCAGUUAUUACAUUGCAGUCAAAAUGAACAUUUAAAAAUGUAUAUGAUGUCCUGCGCUAAUAAUACAUCCAAUAAUUUCUUAAAUCAAAAUAGUUUUCAAUGCAAUGCAACUCAUUCUACACUUAGUCGUCAAUCCAGGCCACCUGGUUUCUGUAUAGUGAAAGCAUGCUCUAGUGCUGAGUGGAGUUCUCUCCCUUCCUCCACUCCACCAGUUGGAACAUUGCCUACAAAAACGUUUCUGCUAUUGUGUCCCAUCAGCAUCUAUGCUUAGAAAGUACAAUACACACAAAAAGUGGAACAAAUAUUCCUUUUUCAGCUUUAAUUGCUGUUGGAAACAAAACAUUUGAAAAUACUUGGUGCACAAAGUUGAUUCUGGUUGUUAUCAAAUCUUUGGAAAGGAGACUUGAAAGACCCUCCACUAUUUCGACUCUUCCAUUCCUUCCUUCAGCCUCUCCUGAAAUAAGUGAAGGAUGUUAUUCCAUAAUUAGAAAGCUGUAUGGUAAGACAAAUGCUUUGAGUCUAGUUUCUCAUUUCAAGCUCAAAUCUGCCCCUUGCAUUAUUAGUACAAACAGUUUGUAGCUGUGUUGGUCAUACACUGCUCUAGUAAACUGUUUAGACUGACCAUAUUUUGUAUUUGAAAUUCUUUGUUGAUAUUUGAUGAUAGAGUGAAUCUCAUGACUUGGUCUGAUCUGAAAUAUUUUGAAUUUGUCACAGAGUUAUGGACUCACACAACUAACAAACAAAAAAAUGUAGCAAAACAUUAUUAUUUGAAAAUUGAAUAUUUUGACUUUCUCUUUCUUGUAAUCUUUAAGAUUAAAAUAUUUUAUUCAUGAUUA
Biomphalaria glabrata is the source of this 5588-nucleotide messenger RNA. RefSeq names its product inositol polyphosphate-5-phosphatase A-like. Bases 148 to 1800 code for a protein of 550 amino acids. Lineage: Eukaryota; Metazoa; Mollusca; Gastropoda; Planorbidae. The record is from RefSeq and is a predicted model, not a curated record. The transcript is spliced from 18 exons. Gene Ontology annotation, molecular function: inositol-polyphosphate 5-phosphatase activity. Gene Ontology annotation, biological process: phosphatidylinositol dephosphorylation.